This is a messenger RNA of Hylaeus anthracinus, 2706 nucleotides long. RefSeq names its product UDP-glucosyltransferase 2-like. Bases 47 to 1591 code for a protein of 514 amino acids. The record is from RefSeq and is a predicted model, not a curated record. NCBI's taxonomy places the organism in Eukaryota, Metazoa, Arthropoda, Insecta, Hymenoptera, Colletidae. The transcript is spliced from 5 exons. Gene Ontology annotation, molecular function: UDP-glycosyltransferase activity.
CAGUAAUAUUACCGGGGUCCGCUGUAUCUUACGAAAGUCUAGUACCAUGAAGUUUAGUGUCAGGACAGUACUCUUCGUCGCGAAUUUAUUCGUCGUCGCGAGGCAACUUCAGUCCGCUAGGAUCCUCGCAGUCAUCCCGAUGCCUCCCUUCAGCCACCAAAUUUCCGCUAAGCCAUUGUGGGUGGAACUCAACAAACGCGGCCACGAAAUUGUGCUAAUUACUUCGAAUCCACUACCAAACAUGAAUCUGACGAACUUCACACAAAUUGACAUCGGGGAAUCGCACUACGCUAACGGCGAGAUCAAUUUUGUUGAAGUUAGAUUCAAUCGCGUUUCAGUCGUGAAGUUUCUGACUGACUAUGUGCCUAGUCUACGCGACGCGUUGGUACACCGUUUGCUGAACCAUACACAAGUGCGGAAGUUGUACGCGCCAAAUAGUGACGUAAAAUUCGACGUAGUCAUAGCUGAAAUGCUUUUUAUGCCAGCUAUAUACGCCUUUGCCCAUAGAUUUAACGCGCCCUUAAUAGGUUUCACCUCGCUAGGAAUAGCUGCCAUAAAUGAACACGUUCUCGGUGGGCUCGUGCUACCAUCGCACGAGGGUACCUGGGAAAUGGAAGCUAACACAGGAUCGGAUUUGCCAUUUUGGAAAAGGUUACGGAACUAUGUAACCUUUUGGCAUUAUUUGUAUGUAUACUAUCGCGACUUCUACCCUGGUCAACAGAAAAUAGCCGAGGAGUACUUCGGCAACAUACCCUCGCUGCUCGAAAUACAAAAGAACACUAGCCUAGUGUUCGUCAAUCAAAUGGAAGGCCUCGCGGCAGCCAAACCGAAGCUUCCAAACAUGAUUUCGUACAAUCCAAGCUACUUCAACGAAAACCCAAAAUCACUGCCGCAGGAUUUGAAACAAUUUGUGGACGAUGCAACAAAUGGAUUCGUCUACUUCAGUCUGGGUGGCAACGCUAUGAGCUCCCAUUUAACAUCAGAAACCGUACAGCUUUUUCUCGACGUGUUCGCCAGGUUGCCUUACCGAGUCGUGUGGAAGUACGAGAGGGAAUUGCCAACGAAACCAGACAACGUGUAUAUCGCACCUUGGUUCUCCCAGCUGAGUAUCCUUUCACACGCGAACAUCCGGCUGUUCGUAUACCAAGGUGGAUUGCAAAGCAGCGGGGAAGCUAUUCAGUGCGAAGUACCUGUUUUGGGGUUACCAUUGAUAGUAGAUCAAGAAUAUCAAAUUGGUCGAAUGAAAGCUCUUGGGGUCGGGGAGCGUCUGGAUAUUACUACUGUAACGAGAAACGAGUUAGAAAGAACUAUAUUAGAGAUUAUAAAUAAUAAAAAAUACAAGAAAAAAAUGAUCGAACUGAAAAACAUCGUUAACGACAUUCCGUACAAUUCGAUAGAGCACCUUGCUUGGUGGACGGAAUACGUGAUUCGUCAUAGGGGUGCCCCUCAUCUUCGCUCCAGUUUAGCUAAACAACCCUGGUACCAACGUCACGACAAUGACUUCGUAAUAUUUCUGGUGAUCCUAACCUGGGUCUGGGUCAUAGGUCUGAUUGUGGCCGGUAAUUAUUCGAUUAAUCGUGUCUUUCGAUAAACAAAAGGUCGACUAGCAUAUAAUUCAUUUGUUUGUUAUUUUCGUAACUAGAAAAAAUACAAUUUUACAACUUGUUGUGCAAUUUUUAAUAUCAUAUUCUUGUAUGUUUUUAAACAAGUUCUAAAACCAUAUUGUUUCAUAUGUAUAUAUAUCGUUACCUAAUCAAUAAAUUAUCACAAAAUAUUUACGUACCUUUACUUUGUAUCUUUUGGGUUGCGAAAAAAAAAACACAAUCAUAAAUAGAGUCGAAAAUGAAAAAAGUUUAACAAAUUCAAACAAGCAAUAUAAUAAAAUCGAAGCUCGAGUAAGUCCGGUAAAUUUGUUUCUUUUAUUGUAUUCGAAAGCUCUCAUACCAUUAAUAUUUUUGAAAAAUCAUAAGCAGCUACUAGAAUGUUAAUGCCAGCACCGCUUGUUGUAGAUAUCAUGAAAUUAGACGUCAUGUACGUGGAAAAUCUUCGAAAUGCCGCCGUAAUUAAGCGUCACUUCUUGUUCGAACAGCAAAGUCAAUUAAAGCGCUGGACGUGUUUGCUACGUCGUAGUAUGUUAAGCUGAACUGACUGAUAAAUAAUAGCCUCGCGUAUCGUUCGCGGAAAAAAUUCGUGCGCGUAUACUUUUAGAUUUUCUCGCAGUUCCACCGUCGACCAUCGCCGCCGGUAAGUGUAAAUUCAAUUAAGCCGACGUCAUUUGAUUUCUAUGGAGUGGACGUUCUAAAUAUUUCGACAGGCCUCUUCAUAAAUACAGUCCAUAAUCAAUUCCCAAUAUUCCACCAGAGACACUCAAUUUGCGCAACCCGUGCUUUUCUAUUUGCUGGCCUGAUUUUAUGACCUGUCAAGGCUGCGCCUCGAUCAACACUCUGUUUUUCAACGAAAACAUAUCAUCGCGCGAUGUUCGAUGGCUUAUAAUCUUGAUGUUACAGGGUGUAGUGGACGUACUCCAUCAUUUGUUACGCACAGGGCGGAGAAGGUAACUGAGACCACUUUCAUAACUCGAUAAAUAUUGAUUGCGACAAAAACUCUGGUAAACAAGUAUUACGUCGCAUCAUGUGUUUGCAAGAAAGGAACAUCGGGAUCGGGAACAUCACCUACACCUCAAAGGGUACUCAAUCUGGUGUUUAU